Molecule: messenger RNA, 3812 nt
Organism: Stegostoma tigrinum
Lineage: Eukaryota; Metazoa; Chordata; Chondrichthyes; Orectolobiformes; Stegostomatidae
Gene: cpt2
Product: carnitine palmitoyltransferase 2
Exons: 5
Coding region: 49-2031 (660 amino acids)
Biological process (GO): fatty acid beta-oxidation
Cellular component (GO): mitochondrion
Molecular function (GO): carnitine O-palmitoyltransferase activity
Source: RefSeq, a predicted model, not a curated record
UACCGCGGAAGUUGAAGCGGUUUCCGGAGACAGGGGGCUCUGGUCGCUAUGGCUAUGCUGCGGGUCUCUGGUAGAGUCAGCAAACUGGUCCACUCCGGGGGGCUCUCUCUCUCCCUCACCCUGAGCCGGAGCAGCUCCAGCUCCGAGCUGGACUACCUGCAUAAGAGCAUCGUGCCCACCAACCACUUCCAGCAGAGCCUCCCGCGAUUACCGAUUCCAAAAUUGCAAGCUACAAUGCAACGUUACUUGACUGCACAGAAGCCACUUUUAGAUAAUGACCAGUAUAGGAGAACUGAACAAUUGGCUAAGGAUUUUGAAAAGGGAAUUGGUAAACAGUUGCAUGAAGAACUUGUGGUCCAAGACAAAAGAAACAAGCAUACCAGCUUCAUUUCAGGACCAUGGUUUGAUAUGUACCUCGCUGCACGUGAACCAGUUGUCUUGAAUCAUAAUCCUUUUAUGUCUUUUAAUCCUGAUCCAAACUCUGCAAACAAUGAUCAGGUUACUAGGGCGACCAAUAUGACUGUGUCUGCACUGCGUUUCAUGAAGACUUUUCGAGCUGGCUUACUGGAACCCGAAAUCUUCCAUCUUAAUCCUGCUAAAAGCAAUACAUCUUCUUUUAAGAACAUAAUUCGAUUUGUUCCUGCCUCCCUUUCAUGGUAUGGAGCCUACAUGGUGAAUGCCUACCCACUUGACAUGUCUCAGUACUACAGACUGUUCAAUUCUACUCGUAUUCCCAGACCAGGUCGUGAUGAGCUGCUUACAGAUGACCGUGCCAAGCACUUGUUGGUGAUGAGAAAUGGACAUUUCUACACACUUGAUGUUAUUGAUGGAGAUGGAAGAAUCACAAAAGCUUCUGAAAUCCAGGCUCACUUCAAAUAUAUUUUGUCUGAUCCAAGGCCGCCUCCUGAAUUUUGUCUUGGAUAUUUAACAAGUGAAAAUAGAGAUACUUGGACCUCGAUGAGACAGAGACUACUGGAGGCUGGGAAUACAGAGGCGCUGAAUAAAAUAGAUACAGCCAUCUUCUGUAUUUGCUUUGAUGAUAUCACUGUGAAGGAUCAUCUGCAGCUCUCCCAUAACAUGCUUCAUGGAAAUGGCCUCAACCGCUGGUAUGACAAAUCCUUCAGCAUUAUAAUAACCAAAGAAGGCCAUGCAGCUGUGAAUUUUGAGCAUUCGUGGGGUGAUGGUGUGGCUGUCCUGCGUUUAAUGAAUGAAAUUUUCAAGGACACGACUGAGAGGCCUGCAAUUUCAGCCACUACGUUGCCUGCAGCAGUUGACUCCUCCCAGUCUGUGCAGAAGCUCGAGUUUAAACUUGAUGAUUUUCUAAAAUCGGGUAUUUUGAGUGCCAAGGAAAAGUUUGAUAACACAGUGAGCACCUUGUCUUUUGACGCACUGGAGUUCAAAAAAGGUGGAAAGGAAUUCCUGAAAAAACAAAAUGUCAGCCCUGAUGCAGUUGCACAACUCUCUUUUCAAAUGGCAUUUUUGAGACAGUAUGGGAAAACAGUUGCCACCUAUGAGUCUUGUAGCACUGCAGCAUUUAAACAUGGCCGAACAGAAACCAUUCGCCCUGCCACCAUUUACACAAAGAAGUGCAGUGAGGCAUUUGUGAAGGAGCCAUCAAAACACAGCAUCUCAGACUUGCGGACGAUGAUCAAUGAGUGCUCCAAGUAUCAUGGACAGCUGACCAAAGAAGCUGCCAUGGGUCAGGGAUUUGACCGGCAUUUGUUUGCUCUGCGGUACCUAGCAAAAUCUAAAGGAACAUCUUUACCGGAACUAUUCCAAGACCCAUCGUAUAUUCAGAUCAACCAUAAUAUUCUUUCUACCAGCACUCUCAGCAGUCCUGCAGUCCAGUUAGGGGGCUUUGCACCGGUCGUUCCUGACGGUUUUGGUGUUGGUUAUGGUGUUCAUGACCACUGGAUAGGAUGCAAUAUAUCCAGCUAUCCUGCUCGAGACGCUAAAGAAUUCUUAAAGUGUUUAAACAAAAGCCUGAAUGACAUUUUUGAUGUGUUAGAAGGACAACCUGUCAGCUUCUGAGUUACAUGAACUGAAUGGGUAGAAAUGAAUCAGACUAUAAUGAUUGUACUCUACAAUUAUAGAAAGUGUGCAUUUAAAGCACUAACAUAUGGGGUGAUUAUCAUAUUCAAGAAGAAAAUGAUACUUGAAUCAACAGUCACUGAUUGAGGAUGAGAAAAUGUUGCGUAUUUGCAAUUCUGUACACAUGGUGGCUGACAGUUGACACUGCUGCCUCACAGCGCCAGGGACACAGGUUCAGUUCCACCCUUGGACAACCAUCUGUGGAGAAUUUAUAUGUUCUCCCAGUGUCUGCAUAGGCUUCCUCCGGGUGGUCCGGUUUCCUCCCACAGUUUAAAGAUGUGCAGGUUAGGUAAAUUAGCCAUGCUAAAUUGACCAUAGUCUCCAGGGAUGUGCAGGCUACGUGGGAUAGUCAUUGAAAAUGCAGGAUCACAGGAAUAAGGGGGCUGGGGCUAAGUGAGAUGCUGUUUGGAGGGUUGGUAUGGACUCCGUGGGCUGAAUGAUCUGUUUCCACACUGUUGAGAUUCUAUGAAUCUGGGUCACAUUGAACUCUGAGUGCAAGUCUCCUGGCUUUUCUACCUGUAAGGUUCUCUCUGAAACGAGUAUGGGUCCAAACUAAUUAAGUGCUUAAUGGCAAUGUGUUGUUCAACAAAAGACCUCAUAAUGACUGGAAAUAUAACACUGAUGCAGGGGCUAUUUGGUGUAGUGGUAUAUCCCUACCUCUGGCUAGGAGAUCAGGGUUCAAAUGCCACCUGUUCCAGACAUUCAUUACAAUGUCUGCCUGACCAGGUUGAUUGAAAAAUGCCUGUAACACUGAUACAAUAAUGGUGCUGUCUUGAAGAUGAAGGAAAUUGUUGGGGAACAUCUAUUGUUUUUUCAACAGUGUUGCACCUGACUUGAAAGUACUAGAAAUGGUGUUUAAUCCUGAACACUGAAAUCUCUAGCCUUGCUAAGCACCAAACUUAGUUGUUUUAAUUUUACAAUCUGUUUCUUGACCAAUAAAUUUAUUUGAUCAUUUGAGUUGCACAUGUGACAAGUCGAUAACCACUUUUUCAAUGUUAUACAGCUAAAAAUACUGACUAUACACAACCUAUGAACAUUUUGUGCAUCCUCGAAUGCACUUUAUUCAAAUCCUGGUCACAGCUCUUCAAAGAAUACUGAAGUAUGUUAUACAAACCUGUAGAACUGUGGAUGCUGUAAAUCAGGAACAAAAGGUUGCUGAAGAAGCUCAGCAGAGGAAGGGUCACCGGACCUGAAACGUUAACUCUUUUUCUUCACAGAUGCUGCCAGACCUGCAGAGCUUUUUCAGCAUCUUUUUGUUCCCAAAGAAUAUUGUAACUAGUUCACUUUCAAUAUGUUUUAAGAUUAUUUUUCCCCCAAUAUUUACUCCCUAUUUCCUUUGAUUUUUUUUUUUCUUUAAAACAGUCUUACAACAGGUGUGAUCAGAAGUUUCAGCCAAGUCUUUACUAAGCAUUGCUUAUUCAUAUUUAAAUUACAUUUUAAGCAUUCUGUGGUUAUAUUGUUGGGAUGUAAUACUUCCCAUGAAACUUCAUUUGUUUUUAAUAUUUCAAUUUUGAUGCAACAAAUUUGGGGAAAAUCAAAUGGUUAUUAAGCCAUGUGAUGUGUUUAAUCAAGCUAUGUCAAUGCAACUUGAGUACGCUGCACUGUGUUCAUUUUAUACUUGGAUCAGCAGUGGAAAUAUGACUGAACUCUGUAAUACUCAAUACACAAUGACUGUCCUGUUUCAAAUUUAUGUUGAAUAAAAUUGGACCAAUUUUGGCUAA